CGAAAUGUUAACUAAUUGUCGUCUGUGUCUAGCAAAGGAUGCGAACUUUCUGAUAUCUAAUGGACAAGCGGCCAUACGGAUUCUAUCAUGCACAGGUCUCGAAGUCAAUUCCAACGAUAAACUGCCGCAAUUAAUUUGCGAAGCUUGUCGACUGCGUCUGGAGGAGUUUCAUUAUUUUCGAAGACGCUGCCACGAAGCCGAUCGCCGAUUGAGGCAUUUAAGACGCUACGGCGAAACAAAAGAUAAGCAAAAAUGCUAUGGCGACGACGAGGAGGCACUGCAUCUCAAGGAUGUUGCGCACUGUUCGAACACAGUAUGCUCGGAGAGCAACGCUUUGUGGCGCAAGGAGGCAGUCCAGACGAUCCGCAGCGAGAUCGAGGCGUACAAAAAGGAAUUGCUUGGCCUAUGCAAGCAACAGGUGCGUGAGGAGAUCGAGCAACAAGUGCGUAAAGAAGUGGAGGAGCUGAUCCUUGCACAAGCCAAAAAGGAUUGCCGUCUGAGCGUGUUGGAUGAUCUUUUCUACGAAAUGGAAAGCUUUUUUGUUAAGAAACGCAACGAGACGGUUUGUGAGCUGGCCUGCGGCUCAGAUGGAUUCGUGUCGGAUCUGGAGACAGCUCAAAAUGAUUGCGAUGUCGGAUUGUCGUCGUCCAUAGAGUACGCAGAUGUGGAUCCCAAUGAAAUGGCAAUACUAGAAGUGAUUGACGAUGAACCCAUCCAGCAAACCCAGACACCCACAGUGAUCACAGUCAACUCGGAGGGCGGUGGAUCCAAUAAAGAAACAGUUGCUGAGCCUGCUACAAAUGUGCCAUUGGCAAUGGUUGAAAUUAACAUGGAAAAUGCACAGCACAGUCAUCUGCGAGAGGAUCUAAAAAGUACACAUUUUCUUCCGGGCACAGCGGCAGCAAGCACUACAACCAAAGAGCGGACUCAGCAGUCCGAAAUAAUGUCUCGACAAGUAGAUAGGCUUAAAAGCAUCGCCUGUGAAAAAAUUAGGAAACUAGAUUCUCCAUACAAUUUCAGGCUAGAGACAGUUUGUAAGCAGCACAUGCCUGACAUAAAGAGGCAGCGUAAAUCGUAUGAAGAAAAAGAUCGAGGCCGAGACUGUUAUCGAUAUCGUCUGAGAGGUUCACAAACCAACAACUGAAAUAAUCUUUUUAUACAUAUGCACUAUAAAUAAUAAAUAAAUAUUUUUUUUUUCAAAUAUA
Molecule: messenger RNA, 1205 nt
Organism: Drosophila grimshawi
Lineage: Eukaryota; Metazoa; Arthropoda; Insecta; Diptera; Drosophilidae
Exons: 2
Coding region: 5-1144 (379 amino acids)
Cellular component (GO): nucleus
Molecular function (GO): zinc ion binding
Source: RefSeq, a predicted model, not a curated record